AUGCCAGGCAAAUACCCCGGCACCCUAGCCCUCGAUUCUUCCAAAGCAAGCUUUGCGUUCAAAUAUACCUCCGUUUUUGCGAGCGACACCAAUUGGAUCGGCAUCUACUAUGCCUACGGGGGCGGGCCCGACCACGGCGAGUAUGUGCAGGAUUCGCUGACCUGGGCCUGGGCGCCUGCAAAGGGCGGAACCGUCUCAGUGUCGCCCGACAAGCUGCGAAGCGGUACAUACAAGGCGUAUCUGCUGGCCGAGGGCGGGUACAAGCUGCUCGCGAAGCCAAUCAUCGUCAACCUGGGCAGUCGUAGCGAUCUGGCCCUCUUUACCGACUCAUUCACCACGCACAAUGCCCGUCAGGGAGAGGCAUUCACGGCCAAUGUGGGCAACCUGGUCAACCGAGCUGGUGAUCCGCGCACGCACUUUUCUGCAGAGGAGCUUGAAAGUUGGGCCGAGGUGGAUGAGCAGGGCAUCAUCUCUGGAGUUCCGCCGGCCGAUGCCAGUGACACGACGCUCCAUGUGCGAAUCCAAAACGAUGGAACGAUAGUGAGGCUGAGAGUCUUGAUACCGGUCCGAAAACACAACGAGCCGUUGGUUGAACAGCUGCGCGUUUUGAGCUUUAACCUCUGGGUGGGCGGCCAGCCGGUGAACAACCAUCACGAAAAGCAGAUUCGUUUCCUUGCGCGGGAAAACAUUGACAUUGUGGGAAUGCAGGAAAGCGGCGGGGGACACGGAAUCCGACUCGCUCGCGCACUUGGCUGGCACUCUUGGCAAGGCCCGGAUGUGGCCAUUGUCACUCGCUACCCCAUCGCCGAGGUUCUCGAAGCUCCCGCCAAGUCUGGCGCCGUCCGCAUCAGCCUCGACGGGACCAAGAGCGACAUUGUAUUCUGGAACUGUCAUCUAGGCUACGAUCCGUACGGGCCGUACGACUUUUGCUUUGACCACAUGAGCUUCGACAAGGUCAUGCAGCGCGAGGCGCAAUCAGGCCGAACGCCGGAAAUCACUGCCAUCAUGGAGAGCAUAAAGGGCGACGUUGCCAACGCCGACAACGUGCCUCUCUUCUUCACGGGCGACUUUAACGCGCCCUCUCACCUCGACUGGAUCGACGCCACAAAGGACCAGCACUGCGGCGUGGGCUACACGGAGUGGCCAACGUCCAAGCGUCCUGCCGAUGCUGGGCUGGUCGACUCGUACAGAGUUGCGCACCCGGAUCCCGUGUCUCAGCCGGGCAUCACGUGGUCCCCCAUCUACCUCGAGAAUAAUGGCAGAAAAGAGCCCAUGGACCGCAUCGACUUUGUGUACCACAAGGGGAAAAAGCUGGUCGUAAAGAGUUCAAAGGCACUGGUUGUCGGGAAGCCAACUGCUCAGCCCAACCAUGCUGAUAAUGAGUGGACGUCGGAUCAUAAAGCUGUGCUGACGGUUUAUAAGAUCAUGGCAUAG
Messenger RNA from Beauveria bassiana ARSEF 2860, 1434 nucleotides. Its product is annotated as endonuclease/exonuclease/phosphatase family. Gene Ontology annotation, molecular function: catalytic activity. The coding region runs from base 1 to 1434 and encodes 477 amino acids. The transcript is spliced from 2 exons. The record is from RefSeq and is a predicted model, not a curated record. Lineage: Eukaryota; Fungi; Ascomycota; Sordariomycetes; Hypocreales; Cordycipitaceae.